This is a messenger RNA of Melospiza georgiana, 3699 nucleotides long. It is a transcript of the gene SMPDL3B, whose product is annotated as sphingomyelin phosphodiesterase acid like 3B. Bases 215 to 1210 code for a protein of 331 amino acids. Lineage: Eukaryota; Metazoa; Chordata; Aves; Passeriformes; Passerellidae. The record is from RefSeq and is a predicted model, not a curated record. The transcript is spliced from 7 exons. Gene Ontology annotation, molecular function: hydrolase activity.
GCCCCUCCGGCCCUCGCAGCGGAGCCGCUCGCAGAACAUCGCGCCCUGCACCGUGUCGCAGCUGCUGGCGGGGCCCAGGGGCGGGGCCGAUCCCAGAGAUGACACUCCCCAUGUCCCCAACGAGCAGCUGGGAGAAGAAAAGGUUCUGCACAUAAUAGCAAAUCUGACUUCUCUGAUAACAGAGACAUUUCCAGGCACCAAGGUCUAUGCAGCCAUGGGCAAUCAUGACUUCCACCCCAAGAAUCAGUUUCCUGGGAAGGAGCACAGGAUCUACAACCAAACAGCAGAGCUGUGGCGGCCCUGGCUGAGUGAUGCCUCCCUUCCUCUCUUCAGAACAGGAGCUUUCUACAGCGAGAAGCUGCCUGGCCCAGGGACGAGGGGACGGGUGGUUGUCCUCAACACCAACCUCUACUAUGACCAGAAUGAGGAGACAGCUGCUGAGGAGGACCCUGGGGGGCAGUUCCAGUGGCUGGAAGAAACUCUGACCAACGCCUCCAGAGCAGAUGAAAUGGUUUACAUUGUGGGCCAUGUCCCUCCUGGCUUCUUUGAGAAGACACGGGGCAAGCCCUGGUUCAGGAGGGGCUUCAACCAGCGCUACCUGGGCAUUGUGCAGAGGCACCACAGGGUGAUUGCUGCCCAGUUCUUUGGGCACCAUCACACUGACAGCUUUAGGAUGUUCUACAGCCACACAGGUGCUCCAAUCAAUGUCAUGUUCCUGGCCCCUGGAGUGACUCCCUGGAAAACAACAUUGCCUGGAGUGAGCAAUGGAGCCAACAACCCUGCCAUUCGUGUGGUUCACUAUGACCAGGACACCCUGCAGGUCUUGGAUAUGGUGACUUACUACUUGAACCUGACUCGUGCCAACAGGAUGGGCUCAGCAGGGCUCCCAGAGUGGGAGGAGGAGUACAGGCUCACAGAGGCCUUCCAGGUCCCUGAUGGCUCUGCAGCCUCCAUGCAGAGAGUGCUGGAGAAGAUCUCCAGGGACCCCCAGUACCUGCAGCUGUACUAUGAGCUGAACUCUGCCAGGUAUGACCUGGAGCUGUGCCAGCAGGAAUGCCGUGUGGAUCACCUGUGUGCCAUCAGGGAAAUGGAUUUUACAAAGUAUGAUGAGUGUGUGAAAACCAACAGCUCUGCCUCUGCUGCCAGCAGUGUCUGGCUUUUGGUUUUCUGCAUUUUCUUAGGAUUGCUCCAUCCUCAGCGAGUGCUGUGAUGGCAAGAGCAAGAGAAAAGAAGGAAGGCACAAGAUUACACUACACUGCAUGGGAAUUGGUGGUUUUGGCAUUGAGAACUUGCUUGGAAAGCAGGACAAAAUCGUCAAUGUUUACUAAAAGCCUUGUGAUGCUGAUUUGAAAUUUUCUAGAGAUGUGUGAAGAGCAAUGUUUUUGAGAGCCUGAUUGUGCAACAAGGAGUGUCUCCCCUCUGCUGGGACUGCUGGGGCAGCCUCACAAAUCAGAUGAAGCCCAGGCCUCCCUGUGGGCAUGAACUGGCAAGGAGUGAGGGUAGGGAGCUGCCACGUGUUCCAGAGGCUGCUGCCAGCAUUCCUUAUUGUGGCACACACUUCUGGUGACACAGCUGGUGACUCAGGCAGUCUGGCUGGGGUGACAGCCCAGGGCAGGCUGCAGAUCAGUGACAGGGGAUGGUGCCUGAGGCUGCCCAAGGCCUCACUGCCAGAGGAGCAGCAGAGCUGGGCUCUGAGCACAACUUACAAAGAGGAUUAUGCCACAACCAGAUAAAACUUGACUCAAAUAAAAGCAGCCACUGUUCAAAAUCCAAUGCCAAGUGUCCUUGUGUACCAAAGUGCAGCACGAGGCAGCACAGCAGCUCACAAGCAAAGCAACUGGAGCAGCUUUAGGAGCUGCAGCCUGAGGCCAAGGCCUGCAGGGAAAAGGGCACUUUGCCAGGGCAGGAUCCUCCCCUGAGCCACAGCACCACGGGCAGGCUCAGCUGUACCAGCACACACUGCAACGAACACACUACACUCUCCAACCUGGCAAAAUCUGCAUUUAAUUUACAACAUAGUAAAGGUUACAGGUAAAAAGCUCAACAGAAGUGUGAAAAGGCCUAUUACAUAUUACACAAGUGUACAAAUGUCUGUACAAAGCCCCUCGAUGUUCCUGUCCCCUCGUGGCCAGCUGUGGCCCCUAAGCUCUGAAAUAAUAAGAGCUGGUUCAGAGUCUGAGAGGAGAAGAGCUUUAAAAAACGAGCAGUAAAGUUUUCCUUGUCAAGAAAAAUCUUGCAAAAAAAAUCCUAAACCCCCCCCAACCCACCCCUCUUGCCCUGAAAUAAAACAAAAAAAAAAAAAAAAAAAACCAAAAGAAAAAGAAGGAAACCUGCUCAACUUUUUUUUUUGUCCUGACUAGUCUAACUCUUAAGAGUUGCCUUCAGAAAGCAUCUGGCUGGGAAAUGAAAAUCUUAGAGGCCAGACUAAAGAGGAAGAUUCUGAGUUAUUGUGGGAGCACUGGGAAGCAGAACAAAUGCCCAACAGCUGAACCAUCAAUGGCAACUUAAACACAGAGCAGCACAGCUGGAUCAUGGAGCAGGUGUGAAUCCACACAGGGAACAGUCUGAGCUGGAUGUGAUGGAGUGGGGAGGGAACAGAGCAGUCUCUAAAGCCUGGCUCUGUGAGCUGGGCAGUGCCUGCUGGCACCUCAGGGACAUGAUAGAAGCAAUCACUGCAGAGCAGAACUCACAGAUUGUGGGGCAUCUGCCUGAAAUGGGUCUGGUGCAUCCAGCAUCCCAUCUCACAGCACUGAGCCAGCACCAUCCCAUCUCCCUGGAGCACAGCACUGAUCCAACAUCCCCUCUCCUGGAGCACAGCACUGAUCCAACAUCCCAUCUCCUGGAGCACAGCACUGAUCCAACAUCCCAUCUCCCUGGAGCACAGCACUGAUCCAGCACUAUCCCAUCUCCCUGGGGCACAGCACUGAUCCAGCAUCCCAUCUCCUGGAGCACAGCACUGAUCCAGCACCAUCCUGCCCCAACAACCUGGCACCCCCUCCCCAGGUAGCUGCAGUCCUGCACACACUGAGCCAGGUGCAUGCUCAUGCUCUCAUUUCAGUGCACAUUUCCUGGAACCCCCUAACAGCAAAGGAAUGUGACUUGGAGCUGAACUGCAUUAGAGUGUGUGCAAAAAUCCAGAAUAAACAUAAGAAUAAUAAAGCUCUGGCCUUACCUUGCAUAAAGUACAGCCACAAUAUGUCUGAGUAUGUGAAUAAUUUUCAAAUCUAAACCCAAGGAACUAAAGGGCUUGAGCAACAACCCAAGUCCACUGAGAAUUCCUAUUCUGGCUCUCAGCAGCACUCAAUUCUCACCUGCAGCUCCCAGCAGCUAAAAUAUCAGUGUGUGGGGAACAUGCCAGUCCCCCCAGCUUUCUGUCUUGAUGAACCUCAUAUACUCUAAACUUAGAAGUUCCAUUUGCAAGUAAAAAAUGAAACUAUUUAAGUUACAGGGGCCACCAAGUCUAAAAGAAACUCCACUGUGUUAACUUCACCCUGAGCUAUCCAGGGGAGUCACCGUGGCACAGUGCCUGAUCCUGUUGGAUGUUUGCACCCUGUAUCCAUCCCACAGAGCCCAUCCUGCAGCACUGGAACAAAGCUGAGGAGCCCAGCUGCUUCCCUGCUUAUCCAUCUCAACUCACAGCUCAUGGGGUGAUCUAGUGUUCUAUGUGGAAAUCAAAACAAGCUGUAGCCAAACUAAAAA